AAUGGCCGGUGUGACCACCCUUUUGUGGUCUUUUUGUCUCCAGGGGGGGCGUUUUACUAAUCACCAUAAGAGAUGGCAUUUGCAGAUGGAGGGAACAAGAAGAAGAAGAAGAAGAAGCAGCCUGAGGGCAUAAAACACAAUCCGUUCGGACCCGAAGUCGAGGUUUGAGCUCACCUGAUAUAAAAGAACUCUUGCAGGCGCUUGCAGACAUCCUUGAUCAGAAGCUGGUUAUUACCGUCCGGCUGUCGUAAUUCUUCUGCAGUCAGAGAAGAGGCUCGCGGAGAUCAGUAAUGGGACGCGGAAACAAUUGCAUCGGGAAGUACAGGUUGGGCAGGACAAUCGGGGAGGGCACCUUUGCGAAGGUCAAGCUCGCCGUGGAUGGAUCAACUGGCAACCAAGCCGCCAUCAAGAUCAUCAAUAAGCAGAUGGUCAUGGACAGUAAUCUCAAGUAUCAGGUGCAAAGGGAGAUAAGGACGAUGAAGCUUCUGCACCAUCCCAACAUUGUAAGAAUACACGAGGUUAUCGGGUCAAAAACGAAGAUAUACAUAGUGAUGGAAUACGUGUCGGGCGGACAACUCUCGGACAAACUGUCUUAUGUCGGAAAGUUUGGUGAGAACGAGGCGAGAAAGCUCUUCCAACGGUUAAUUGAUGUUGUGGACUAUUGCCACAACAGAGGAGUCUGCCACAGAGAUCUCAAGCCAGAAAACGUGCUUUUGGAUAGCAACGGGAACGUGAAAGUCACCGACUUUGGAUUAAGUGCAUUGCGAAAGCCCGGGAAGAUGCUAUCCACAGCAUGCGGGUCUCCGUGCUAUGUAGCACCAGAGCUACUUGCAAAUAGAGGGUACGAUGGAACAGCUGCAGAUAUCUGGUCGUGUGGGGUGAUCCUCUUUGAGUUACUUGCCGGUAAUUUGCCGUUUGAUGAUCGGAACCUCAUGAACCUGUACAGAAAGAUAUCGAGAGCAGAGUACAAGUGCCCGAGUUGGUUUACUGAAAAUCAGAAGCAACUACUCUCACGAAUACUUCAACCGGACCCAAAGAAGCGGAUCACAAUACAUGAGAUAAUCGAGGACCCGUGGUUCCAGAUUAACUACAUACCUUCUCAUGGAUAUGAACACGACGAGAGGAAAUAUCUUGAUGAUGUCACUGCAGCUUUUGAUACACUAGAGGACAAUAAGGAGACAGAGAGAGUGAUGCCAAAGUCCUCAAGCUUCAUAAACGCCUUUCAACUGAUAGCGAUGUCUGACGAUCUCGACUUAUCGGGCCUUUUCGAAGAAGAAGAUGAGAACAAACAGAAAACGAAGCUCGGGUCCAAGAAUACAAUUAAUGACACCUUCGAGAAAAUCGAAGCUGCUGCUAAUGAUCUCAGCCUAUCAGUCCAACGACUAAACAACAGGAUUACGAUGCAUCCUGCCCAAAAUCUUACAAGGUGUUGGCCUCAAUCGCACAACUUAUCAGCAGAGGUGAUUGAAGUUGCUCCAGCUCACUGUGUUGUUGAAAUAUCAAAAUCGGCAGGGGAGCUCGGCGUUUAUAAAGAGUUCUGCAAGAGUUUAUCGAGCCUGCUGACGGAAAAAUCUAGCAUUGCAUCACCAGGUUCCAAAUUUAACAGAGGACAGCGACCAUGGCCAAGAAGCAGAAAGUUCUGAGGAGGAAGCCAGCAGGGACAAAGUUCUCCGAGGCUACUCAUCCUCCUGAUAACUGAGGAAAUCAAGCUCUCAGACUCUCUGAGAACCUCGGUGUGUGGAUACUGAUGAGUUUAAAUGCAGAGUCUUAAGUAGUAUGCUAAAGUCAUACGCUGAAGGAAAUUAACAAGAGGAGUGGAUAAAGUAUGCUUCUCAAAUGUUGUAUACAAGUGAGAUUUUCUGCGAGUUUAUUUGUUUGUAGAUCAGAAAUGAAAAAGGAAGUCCUUAAUUUGUUCUCCA
Molecule: messenger RNA, 1919 nt
Organism: Punica granatum (pomegranate)
Lineage: Eukaryota; Viridiplantae; Streptophyta; Magnoliopsida; Myrtales; Lythraceae
Source: RefSeq, a predicted model, not a curated record